GUUUUUGCUGUCAGUCGUCACCCACCACUCCCGAUCUCGUGUUCGACACCGCCGGGCUGACGUCGGCCGCAUUUGACCGUGUUCUGUCGUGUUGUCGACGUGCUGCCUUGUAGCCUUCGUAAACGUGUGAGCUCCCGUGACUGUAAACCACCUCAUUGUGGUGUGGUUCCGACCAAAUACGUGCCGUAUUUUUGAGUUUCUUCUUAUAAUAUACAUACAAUGUAUAUAAAUAUUUUCAAGUUGCGUUUUUUAUGUCACCGCUUCUUCGGGUGCGAUACUCCUUUUUGAUUUGAUUACGUCGAACAUUCGGUUAAAUUGUUUGACGUCGUUCAUUUUAUCGGAUCGACCGUCUAAUUGUAUUGUCGUCCAUACGAGUCCGGUCGCGCGUCAUCUGUGUAGCCGUUGUAUCGUAUAUAAAUAUAUUUAUUAUAUUACGACGAGUGUAUUGCAGCGGGUGGAUAAAUAUGGAUGCAGGUAUUAAAGUAGAGCGGCCUCCACAUCCUAGGGCUAAUGCUAAUUUUUUCGAAAUCCUCACCUUUGGAUGGAUUUUGAAACUCUUUCAAAUAGGAAAUAAAAGAGAUUUAGAGAUAAAUGAUUUGUAUUCAACUCUUAAUGAUCAUUUGUCGUCAUCAUUAGGGAAUGAACUAGAAAAGAAAUGGAGAAUAGAGUUGGCUAAAGCCAAAAAGUCAAAUAGACAUCCUAGUUUGUUAAGCGCUUUACUUCAAAUGUUUGGACCUAAGUGGAUUUUGUACGGAUUUUUACUCUUGAUUAUCGAAACUUUAUUAUGUGUUUGCCAGUCAAUAUUUCUGGGUUGUAUAAUCGUACGAUUUGAAUCAGAUAUGCCACAAGAUCAGUCUUCUCAAUAUCUUGGGAUAUUUUAUGGAUUUUGCUUGGUCAUAGCCAUUGUAUUGAAAACUAUGGGUUUCAUUGCCUACGAUAUGCUUACGGCGCAUAUGGGCAUGAAGAUGCGUGUAUCUACAUGUUUUCUAAUUUAUAAUAAGGCAUUACGACUAAGUAAAUCUGCUCUCAGUAAAAUCACAGUGGGUCAUAUAGUAAAUUUGUUGUCCAACGAUGUAAAUCGAUUUGACACAGCAAUAAUGCGAAUACAUUACCUAUGGAUUAGUCCCAUACAAACAAUUGUGUUCACAUAUUUUUUGUGGCAAGAAGUAGGGGUAUCGUCAAUAAUUGGUGUUGCUGCAAUAAUUAUAUUUAUUCCAUUUCAAGUUUGGUUGGGAAAAAAGACUUCAGAACUUCGACUGAAGACUGCCAUCAGAACAGACGAAAGAGUAGGUUUGAUGAAUGAAAUAAUUUCAGGCAUGCAAGUAAUUAAAAUGUAUACUUGGGAAAAACCAUUUCAAUCCCUUGUACAAUAUGCAAGAAAAAAGGAAAUUCAACAAAUUAGAGGCGCCUUUUAUAUCAGAAGUGUUUUGUUAUCGUUCAUGACAUUUCAUACUAGAAUCGCACUGUUUUCUUGUAUUAUAUUAUAUAAUUUACUUGGAAACUUAAUCACUGCUCAAAAAGUUUUUGUUAUAACUUCAUACUACAAUAUACUGCGAUUAACAAUGACAUUAUAUUUCCCACAAGGUAUUGGUCAAAUAUCAGAAUUGUUUGUCUCCAUUAAAAGACUGCAGAAUUUUUUAUUGUACGAAGAAAAGAAUAAUCAAGUAGCCAAUCGUUCAAAAGCUGACAAGGCUUCAAAUGGUGUUAAAAAACUAAAUAUUAUUAAUGACGAGGUGUCACUUAAUAAACUUGAUAAUCUAGAUGAAUCUGAAAACUUGAGUGAUUUAGGAAUAUUUAUUUCCAAUGCUACAGCUAAGUGGACCGAUAUUCAAACUGAAAAUUCUUUUGAAAAUAUCAAUCUAACUGUCAGGCCUGGUCGAUUAGUCGCGAUUAUCGGACCUGUCGGAGCUGGAAAAAGUUCAUUAAUACAAGCAAUAUUAAGAGAAUUACCUCUUUCCGAAGGAAACAUUUCUGUGCAUGGUGUUGUAUCAUACGCAUCACAAGAACCAUGGUUAUUUGCUGGUUCAGUUCAGCAAAAUAUUCUAUUUGGUUUGCCUAUGGACAAAGAACGUUAUAAAAAAAUUAUAAAUGUAUGUGCAUUAAAAACCGAUCUUGAACAAUUUCCUUACAGCGAUAGAACAAUUGUGGGAGAAAGAGGUGUUUCUCUUAGCGGUGGACAAAAAGCCAGAAUUAAUUUAGCAAGAGCUAUUUAUAAACAAGCUGAUAUUUAUUUGUUGGAUGAUCCUCUAUCUGCUGUUGAUACACACGUUGGAAAACAUUUAUUUGAAAAAUGCAUAAAAGGUUACCUCAAAGAAAAGACUUGUAUUCUUAUUACUCAUCAGUUACAACACCUAACUAAAGUUGAUCAAAUCAUAUUAAUGGAAAAUGCAAAAAUUUUAGUUAAAGGCCCAUACGAUGAACUUCAAGCCUCUGGCUUAGACUUCACAAAGUUGCUCAAUUCUUCUGCAGAGACAACUGAUAUCUUUGAAAACGAAACUAUUAAAUAUACAAAUACUAGUAGUAUAAAUCCAAAAUCAAUUUUAUCACGGCAAGAUUCAGUUCAGAGUGUGGCAUCGUCUACCGCUGAUAUUCAACAUUACGGUAGUAUUGAAGAACCAAAUGAAGUUGCUGAAACUCGUUCGUCUGGGAAUUUUUCACUUGCUGUGUACUCAUCAUAUUACUCAGCUGCGGGAAAUGUUUUAAUUAAAAUAUUUUUACUAUUUAUGUUUAUUUUCACUCAAGUUUUGCUAUCUGGUGGAGAAUAUUGGAUAACAUUUUGGGUAAAUCUAGAAGAACACGUUUUUCAUUAUGCAAAUAAUAUAAAAAUCUAUAAGUUAACAGCCGAAGUUAAUAAUACAUAUACAUAUACGAAUAGUACUACAGCAACGAAUGAAAGAUCUGGUACCAUAUUGUGGUGGAACAUUUCAAGACAAACAUGUAUUAUUGUUUUUGCCAUUUUUAUAUUUUCUAUGAUAUUAUCUACACUCAUUACAUCUGCCAUGUUUGUAUCAGUUAGUAUGAAAGCAUCAAUGAAUUUACAUAAUAAGUUGUUUAAUGCUUUAACGAGAGCUACAAUGUAUUUUUUCAACACAAAUUCAUCUGGACGAAUUCUUAACCGAUUUUCUAGAGACAUAGGUGCUAUUGAUGAGAUGUUACCAAUUGCUUUAAUGGACUGUAUACAAAUUGGACUAGCAUUGUUGGGAAUAAUUAUUGUGAUUGGAAUUGUUAAUAUUUAUCUUAUGAUCCCAACAUUUAUUAUUGGAAUAGUAUUUUACAAACUCAGAGUUUUCUAUUUGUCAACUUCUCGAAGUGUCAAACGGUUGGAAGGAGUUACAAGAAGUCCUGUAAUUGCACAUUUGAAUGCAUCUCUUCAAGGUUUAACAACAAUAAGGGCAUUUGAAGCAGAACACAUUUUGUCUAAAGAAUUUGACAACCAUCAAGAUUUGCAUUCGUCAGCGUAUUAUUUGCUUUUAACUUCAAGUAGAGCGUUUGGUUUUUGGUUGGAUGUUGUAUGUCUUUCCUAUAUAAGUAUUGUAACAUUUAGUUUCCUAAAUAUUGGCAAUAAUACUUAUGCCGGAAAUGUUGGUUUGGCUAUAACUCAAGCAAUUGGGUUAACUGGUAUGUUCCAAUGGGGAAUGAGACAAGCAGCUGAAUUGGAAAACCAUAUGACGUCUGUUGAAAGAGUACUAGAGUAUACAAAUGUUCCUCAAGAAUCUGCUCUUGAAUCUCCUCCUGAUAAAAAACCACCAAAAGAAUGGCCUCAAAAAGGGCAGAUUAUUUUUAAAAACUUUUAUUUGCGUUAUAGCCCAGACACACCACAUGUAUUAAAAAAUCUCAACAUUAAAAUUGAAUCAAUGGAAAAAGUAGGAAUCGUUGGUAGAACUGGUGCUGGAAAAUCAUCUUUAAUUGGAGCAUUAUUUAGAUUGGCUCUAAAUGAAGGUUCUAUUUAUGUUGAUGAUCUGGAUAUCAAUGAAUUAGGACUACACGAAUUGCGUUCCAAAAUUUCCAUUAUACCACAGGAACCAGUUUUGUUUUCUGGUACAAUGCGAAAGAAUUUAGAUCCUUUCGAUGAAUAUCCAGACCAUGCUCUUUGGAAUGCUUUAGAUGAGGUUGAAUUAAAAGAUGUUAUUGAAGAUUUACCCUGUGGACUGAACUCAAAAAUGUCUGAGGGUGGAUCUAACUUCAGUGUUGGUCAAAGACAACUGGUGUGUUUGGCUAGAGCUAUAGUGCGAAAUAAUAAGAUUCUUGUGUUGGAUGAAGCUACUGCUAACGUUGAUCCACAGACUGAUGCAUUGAUUCAGAACACAAUUAGAAAUAAAUUUCGAAUGUGUACUGUCUUAACUAUUGCCCAUCGUUUGAAUACCGUUAUGGAUUCUGACAAAGUGCUUGUGAUGGACGCUGGUAAAAUGGUUGAAUUUGAUCAUCCUCAUAUCUUAUUGAAAAUCAAGGAUGGAUUUUUGUAUAAAAUGGUGGAACAAACCGGUAGGGAUACAGCAGAUUUCCUACAUAGUGUAGCUGCUGAGAGCUACAAUACUAUGCAGAGAACUAAAGAAUCCCCUAAUAGAUUAAGUGACGAAUAAGAUGACAACACAAUCAAAAAUGUCUAUUUAUGUAGAAAUAUUAUUAAUAGUCUUAUGAUACCUUGAAUAAAUACCGUAUUUUCUGUAAUUUCAAAGUA
This is a messenger RNA of Sipha flava (yellow sugarcane aphid), 4678 nucleotides long. Its product is annotated as probable multidrug resistance-associated protein lethal(2)03659. Gene Ontology annotation, biological process: transmembrane transport. Lineage: Eukaryota; Metazoa; Arthropoda; Insecta; Hemiptera; Aphididae. The transcript is spliced from 26 exons. The record is from RefSeq and is a predicted model, not a curated record. The coding region runs from base 465 to 4580 and encodes 1371 amino acids. Gene Ontology annotation, cellular component: membrane. Gene Ontology annotation, molecular function: ABC-type transporter activity; ATP binding; ATP hydrolysis activity.